AUGAGACUCUCCAAACCCCUCACUUUUUUGCUUUGGCACCUGGCUUGGCUGGACCUGGAAUUUAUCUGCACUGUUGUGGGGGCCCCUGACUUGGGCCAGAGACCCCAGGGGACCAGGCCAGGAUUGGCCAAAGCAGAAGCCAAAGAGAGGCCCCCUCUGGCCCGGAAUAUAUUCAGGCCAGGGGGUCACAGCUAUGGUGGGGGAGCCACCAAUGCCAGGGCAAAGGGGGGCACCGGGCAGGCAGGAGGCCUGACACAGCCCAAGAAGGAUGAACCCAAAAAGCCGGCCCCCAGAUCGGGUGGCCCCGAACCCAAGCCAGGACACCCUUCCCAGGCAAGGCAGGCUGCAACGCGGACUGUGACCCCAAAAGGACAGCUUCCUGGGGGUAAGGUAUCCCCAAAGGCAGGAGCUGUCCCCAGCCCCUUCCUGCUGAAGAAGGCCAGGGAGCCUGGGGCCCCUCGAGAGCCCAAGGAGCCGUUCCGCCCGCCCCCCAUCACGCCCCACGAGUACAUGCUCUCGCUGUACAGGACGCUGUCCGAUGCUGACAGAAAGGGAAGCAACAGCAGCGUGAAGUUGGAGGCUGGCCUGGCCAACACCAUCACCAGCUUUAUUGACAAAGGGCAAGAUGACCGAGGUCCUGUGGUCAGGAAGCAGAGGUACGUGUUUGACAUCAGUGCCCUGGAGAAGGAUGGGCUGCUAGGGGCCGAGCUGCGGAUAAUGCGGAAGAAGCCCUCAGACACAGCCAAGCCAGUGGCCCCCAGUAGCGGGCGGGCUGCCCAGCUGAAGCUGUCCAGCUGCCCCAGCGGCCGGCAGCCGGCAGCCUUGCUGGAUGUGCGCUCAGUGCCAGGCCUGGACGGAUCUGGCUGGGAGGUGUUCGACAUCUGGAAGCUCUUCCGAAAUUUUAAGAACUCAGCCCAGCUGUGCCUGGAGCUGGAGGCCUGGGAACGGGGCCGGGCUGUGGACCUCCGUGGCCUGGGCUUUGACCGGGCUGCCCGUCAGGUUCACGAGAAGGCCCUGUUCCUGGUGUUUGGCCGCACCAAGAAACGGGAUCUGUUCUUCAAUGAGAUUAAGGCCCGCUCCGGCCAGGAUGAUAAGACUGUGUAUGAGUACCUGUUCAGCCAGCGGCGAAAGCGGAGGGCUCCCCUGGCCACACGCCAGGGCAAGCGGCCCAGCAAGAACCCCAAGGCCCGCUGCAGUCGGAAGGCGCUGCAUGUCAAUUUCAAGGACAUGGGCUGGGAUGACUGGAUCAUCGCACCCCUUGAGUAUGAGGCCUUCCACUGUGAGGGGCUAUGUGAGUUCCCCUUGCGCUCCCACCUGGAGCCCACGAACCAUGCCGUCAUCCAGACCCUGAUGAACUCUAUGGACCCCGAGUCCACGCCACCUACCUGCUGUGUGCCCACGCGGCUGAGUCCCAUCAGCAUCCUCUUCAUCGACUCCGCCAACAACGUGGUCUACAAGCAGUAUGAGGACAUGGUGGUGGAGUCUUGUGGUUGCAGGUAGCAGCACUGGCCCUCUGUCUUCCUUGGUGGCACAGCCCCAAGAUGCUGGUCACAAGAGCCCCUCCUCGCA
Messenger RNA from Eptesicus fuscus (big brown bat), 1569 nucleotides. It is a transcript of the gene GDF5, whose product is annotated as growth differentiation factor 5. The coding region runs from base 1 to 1500 and encodes 499 amino acids. The transcript has 2 exons. Gene Ontology annotation, biological process: BMP signaling pathway; SMAD protein signal transduction. Lineage: Eukaryota; Metazoa; Chordata; Mammalia; Chiroptera; Vespertilionidae. Gene Ontology annotation, cellular component: extracellular region. Gene Ontology annotation, molecular function: cytokine activity; growth factor activity. The record is from RefSeq and is a predicted model, not a curated record.